This is a messenger RNA of Corylus avellana, 1285 nucleotides long. Its product is annotated as Matrixin family protein. Gene Ontology annotation, molecular function: metalloendopeptidase activity; zinc ion binding. Gene Ontology annotation, biological process: collagen catabolic process; proteolysis; extracellular matrix organization. Gene Ontology annotation, cellular component: extracellular matrix. NCBI's taxonomy places the organism in Eukaryota, Viridiplantae, Streptophyta, Magnoliopsida, Fagales, Betulaceae. The record is from RefSeq and is a predicted model, not a curated record.
CAGUGGUUAACCCACCAUGACACAAUCAAAAGGCUCGCACGGCAGAAUCUUCUUAACUUUCCCCAUCUUUUCUUGUGCUUCGAUCAUAUCUAAGCCCACCCGCCUCAACAAUUCCCUAUUUAUUUAAUUCCAAUUUAAAUUAACUAUUUAAAUUCAAACAUCGUAUCUUUGAUGAAGCUUUUUUCCUUUCCAUCAUCAAUCCCAACCCAAAGCUCUGAUUCCAAAAAAAACAACUAACUCCGACGACAUGUUCUUCUUCUUCCUCCUCCUCUUCCUUCUCUCUCUUUCCCGCCCUUCCUUUCCCGCCACAACCCCUGCACCACCGCCAGUCACUUCAACUGUCAUAACCGUCGAUGCCCAUAUCGCCACGUGGCACGACUUCGCCAAGUUCCUAGACGCCGGGAAGGGCAGCCACGUCAGCGGCAUGUGUGAGCUCAAGAGGUACUUCAACCGUUUUGGUUACCUCCCGAUACCCGACAACAACUUCACCGAUGUCUUCGACACCCAGUUAGAAUCGGCGGUUGUUCUUUACCAGAAGAAGCUCGGAUUGCCGGUCACCGGAAAGCUCGACUCCGAUACCAUAUCGGCUAUCAUGUCGCCCAGGUGCGGGAUGAGCGACACCUCGCAUGCGUUGCAUAAGACCCGUCACUUCGCGUAUUUUUACGGUAAGCCUCGGUGGCUCCGGUCGCCGCCGAUGAUGCUGACGUACGCUUUCUCCCUGGACGACAUGAUUGAUUACCUGAGCUUGUGGGAGAUUCGGACGGUCUUUCGGCGUGCCUUCUCGCGGUGGGAAUCGGUGAUUCCGGUGAAUUUUACCGAGACGGGGGAUUACCAAUCGGCGGAUAUUCGAAUCGGGUUUUAUCGGGGGGAUCACGGUGACGGGGAGCCGUUUGAUGGGGUGCUGGGAGUGCUGGCGCAUGCUUUCUCGCCACAGAACGGGAGGCUCCACCUGGACGCAGCGGAGACGUGGGCCGUUGAUUUCAAAUCAGAUAAGUCCAAGGCGGCCGUUGACUUGGAAUCAGUGGCUACACAUGAGAUUGGUCAUGUACUUGGGCUAGCGCAUAGUUCGGUGCGGGAGGCUGUAAUGUAUCCAAGCCUGAGCCCUCGGACUAAGAAGGUUGACCUCAAGAUUGAUGACGUGGAGGGCGUCCAGGCACUUUAUGGGUCAAACCCUAAUUUCAAAUUUAGCUCUUUGUUGGAGUCGGAAAAUUCUCUUAACCAAGCCAAUAUUGGCCCAGACUCAAGAUUCUCUGACUGGACCAUUCAUUUGGCACUCUUGUUAUAG